CUCUCAACUGCCAGCUUGAAACUGUUUGCCGUCCGACUUUCACCUCGCCUCAAUCAUCCUGCACCGCUGAGAAAAAUAUAUCGGCGUGCUUUACAAAGUUGCGCCUACUGGAUAACCGCGCUGUCGCAAGCGGUCCCGCCACUCUGAAUCUUCUUGGUUCUCACAAUCAGAUCUCGGCUUCCAGAUUUAUUGCAUCAGUUUCUUCAAGUGUGGUAACCCGCUGUCAAAAUGACUAGACCCGAAGCCCUGCCCGUUGAACUUCUCCUCAACAUCGUUCAAUAUCUUCCUUUACAAGCAAUCUACCAACUGCGACUUGUGUCUAAGUUCUGGAGCAGCCUCAUCGCCGAGAACGAAUCGACCGUAUAUCGUCGCGCGGCUGUCAUGCACAACUAUGCCUCCUCCACGGAUUCUACGCCAUCGGAUGUCAGCAUUUCAAACACAGAUUAUCCAUUCGAUCGCGCUGGAGAUUGGAAGAGCUACUGCCGGCAAUGUCUAGCACUGGAUAGAAAUUGGGCUGGACUGGGAACCGUUGCGACAAAGUUAUACUGCAAUUCAAAUUCGGACGUGCACCGCAUCAAGAUCGAUGAGGCCCGAGGGUUGCUCAUCACUUCCCACCGCAAAGGUGGGAUCAUGAUCACCGAUCUCCAGACCGAUGAGCUGCUCUGGGGUCUAUCUGUCACGUAUGCUCGCGCGUUUGCUCACAUAGAGUAUGACAACGGGUUCCUCAUCUUCGACCGUUUCCCUGAAGGUAAGGAAGUAUGGCGGCUCACCUCGGAUUGCCAAACUUCGGAGGCCGUUUGUACCGCCUCGCCUCCCGAGGAGUCUCAGCAAAUCGCUUUCGAGGAAGCAGAGCGCCGCUUCUCCCGCUCGCGCCGUGGCCAUUUCAAGCCGUGGGCAUUGCUCCGGUCUCACACACCUACAACUGCAUUCCGCUUCGUGUAUCCCACGCUCUCCCUAAUCGGGAUUCACUCAGUGUAUAUCUGGGAUGUAUCGUCCGGCGUGCUCCUGCGUACGGUGACUCUCGAUGCGCCCACACUCGGUGUACAGCCCUCAUUUGGAUCGACCAGGUACGUGGACGUCAACAGGCGCCAUGUCUUGGUGUGCUCGAAGGCGUUGUGCGUGUUCAAUGUGGACGGCGGUGCUUGCAUUCUCCGUGUGCCGUCCACUGAGGGUCCAGUGGCGAAGACACGGAUCAUCCUCGAUCCGUCUGGCUCUGCCAAUUCGAAUGGCAUCGUUGUGCCUCACAAGCUAUCUAUCACUGGUAAUUCGGCAACUAGGCCAGCUGCGGAGCAGUUCAUUGCAGCCCACUUCUCAAGAGAUGGUCGCCAUCUCGUCGGAUUGCUACACACCAACAAGCUCGUUCUCAUUUGCGAUUUUGAGCGAGUCGCACGCGGAGAGAUCCCGCUAGCCGAUGCUGCCUUGGAGAUUGAGAUGGCUGGUCCGCUCCUCUUUAAAGUCGGACGACCUCACCAUGGAGUCUACCUUUCAUUCGAGCAUGGGCGUGUUUGUGCUGUUACCACGGCGGGUUUGUUCAUCUUCACGCUGGAUGCCACGAAACACGGUCUGUUCGAUCUCGAGGCGCCUUCCGUAAGCACCAAGCUGGGGCUCAUCGGGGACUAUACUUCUGUUCCUUUGGAAACAUCGUUCCCGCACAUCGCGGCUUGCUUCGUGCCAGGUGUAGACGAUUACGAUGCCCUAUCAAACGUGAGCUGCCUGCAGAUGACAGCGACGCGGUUGUACAUGACGUACCAGAGGGACAAGCUCCCGGACGAUGGAGAUGAUCGCGUGGAGGCUGGUGCAGAUCUCUGGCCCGAAGGCUCUGUAGAGCCCCCUGAUACGUCACCUGUUGAAGAAACCCAGGAUGGCCUCGAAGACGUUUCCCCAGACGCCCUGGCAUCUAGUGUACAGUACAUAGAAGCGGAUCAGGAUCAUCCUCAGCUGGCGGAAGAUGCAUUGUGGCUGGAUUAUGGCGUCGGAUUGGAUGCAGAGGAUACUUUGAAUGAUGAUGAGGAAUAUGAUGAGGAAUAUGAGGCCGCUGAGGAUGUGAUGGACGAGAUAUAUGAGGACGCAGAUGACUUUUAUGAUGAAGAUGGCGAGGAUGAUGAUUGGGAUGAGGAUGAUGACGAUGUCGAUUGGCCGGUCCCUGUACGUGAUGAAGUUGUGGUAUAUUGUGUAGACUUUAAGCCGUCUCCUGCCUGAAUCUGGCGUGAUACGUCUACGUUUAAUUGUCCAUAACUUGUCUUAUGAUUUCGCUCUAUAUUGAAUAUGUUCAC
This is a messenger RNA of Laetiporus sulphureus 93-53, 2273 nucleotides long. RefSeq lists its product as uncharacterized. The coding region runs from base 229 to 2199 and encodes 656 amino acids. Lineage: Eukaryota; Fungi; Basidiomycota; Agaricomycetes; Polyporales; Laetiporaceae. Gene Ontology annotation, molecular function: protein binding. The record is from RefSeq and is a predicted model, not a curated record. The transcript is spliced from 6 exons.